AUUUGACAGUUGUCUUUGGUAAUGCAGUACAAUCAGUCAUCUCCGAUAGGGGGAUAUAUACACGGACAGCAGCCGCCAAGCUAUGCCCAGGCCACAAAUCCGCAACAAGCCUAUCCAGUUGUUCCACCUGUGGUGAUCAUUCAACAUCACACUGUCACACCUGUGGGUCCCGAUGCCAGCUUCAUCACCUGUCCCCAUUGCCAUGUACAGAAAUUGACGCGUGUGGAAUAUGCGCCCAGUGGAAAGACCCAUUGCAUGGCUGCCCUACUCUGUAUGAUGGGACUCUGGUGUUUUGCCUGUUUGCCAUAUUGUGUGACUAGUUGUAUGAAUGCUCAACAUUAUUGCGGCAAUUGCAAUAAAUUUGUGGGAGUCUAUAGCGGGGAUUAGUUUAAGAGCGAUCAAUAAACAAAAACCAAAACAGACAA
Molecule: messenger RNA, 425 nt
Organism: Drosophila willistoni
Lineage: Eukaryota; Metazoa; Arthropoda; Insecta; Diptera; Drosophilidae
Product: lipopolysaccharide-induced tumor necrosis factor-alpha factor
Exons: 3
Coding region: 22-387 (121 amino acids)
Molecular function (GO): zinc ion binding
Source: RefSeq, a predicted model, not a curated record